Letharia columbiana is the source of this 708-nucleotide messenger RNA. RefSeq lists its product as uncharacterized. The transcript is spliced from 3 exons. Lineage: Eukaryota; Fungi; Ascomycota; Lecanoromycetes; Lecanorales; Parmeliaceae. The coding region runs from base 1 to 708 and encodes 235 amino acids. The record is from RefSeq and is a predicted model, not a curated record.
AUGACGAAAUAUUAUCGUAUUCUCCUCUCACUCCUCCUCAUCUCAUCGUACCUCAUCGACGGCGCCCCAACCAUGGCUCCCAUAUCUUUACCAGCGGAUGACGCUCUCUCCACCUACUACUGCAUUGAUUCCCCGGCUUGGUCCGAGCCCUCCUUCCUCCCGAAAAAUUGCGCAACUGCGAUGUCACAGUUCUUUGUUCAGGAAAUGCUUGUGCACGGGGACGUUGUUUUCGAGUUCCAUGCUGUCGGCGCCCAACCCCGAUCACGCUAUCCGUCACAACAUACGCCACAGAAGUUUACGUAUGGCACAUGCACCAUGGCAAUCGUCAUGCUUGCCGCUUUCCACCCAGAACAACUCCCUGGGGUUCCUCCAGCAACAAUGUUUGGUCUGACGGAUGUUGCUUCCUACAGUGAUGCGUGGAAUGCAGUAAAGCGAGUGAAGAACAAUUGCAUAUCAGAAUAUCUUGCAACCAAUGAGACGAUUCACGAGAGUGGAGGAGGGAUGAAUUUUAGAAGUCUGACAGGGUGGAGUGCAACUGGAAGCAAAGGCGCUAUUGGUGUCUUCCUAUGGGACACAAAUUCGGAAAUAAACCAGAUGAUACGAGCGGUCAAUUUGCCAGCUGACAGUCUUCUAUCGAGCUACGGGCCGCUACAUUUGACAAAUUCGACACAGCUAGAGACCGCAGGGCCACUGGAAAAAUGCUGCUGA